This is a messenger RNA of Geodia barretti, 1086 nucleotides long. Lineage: Eukaryota; Metazoa; Porifera; Demospongiae; Tetractinellida; Geodiidae. The record is from the annotation of a GenBank genome assembly.
AUGAAGGCGCUGCACGUCAUAGGAGACAGCGCGAAUUUCACGAACGGCGAGCUUGGCGCGUUCGUAGAGGCCGCGGGCAAGCUGGAGUUCCUGCUCGUGCAGGACGUGUUCCCCAACGAACUGACGGAGAUUGCGGAUGUCGUGCUGCCCUCGAUGACAUUCGCGGACAGGGACGGCACAUACACGAACAUCGAACGGCGAGUGCAGCUUCUCAGGACCGCGCUCGGUCCCAAAGGCGACGAAGAUGCGGAUUGGCGCAUUCUCUGCCAGAUUGCCAGGCGCAUAGGCGCAGAGGGCUUCGACUUCCCAGGCGCUGAGGCGGUAUUCGACGAGUUCACCGCUCUGUCGGAGCCUUAUGGGGGCAUCACCUAUCAGAGACUUCAGAGGGAAACGCUGCAAUGGCCCUGUCCCGCUGCCGACAUGCCCAGUACGCCCGUCCUGUACGCCGAAUACCUGGAGAGCCACAAGAUAGCCUUGUCGCCGAUGACAUUCGUCGAGCCGCCCGCUCACAGCGAUGACGAGCGCCCGUUUGUGCUUGCGCGUGGGCGUGUGCUUAACCAGCCUGAGCGCCAACUAGGUAUCCAGGAGGUCAGAGGGCGCAACCUGAUCGAGCGCGACGACAUCGUUGAUGUGCAUCCGGAGGACGCAACUGCGCUGGGCAUCAGUGAGGGCGACGAGGUUCAUGUGAUGUAUGAGGGCGGCGGAUUCUACGCGAAGGCCGGACUGAGCGGGACGCAGCGCGGGAUGCUGUCGGUCACCUCUCUGUUCGGACAGAUGAUAACGAAUAUCGAACGAGACCGCUCACCCGACCCGAUGCUGAAAAUCGACGGACUGCCGCUUGUGGCGGCGAGUAUCGUCAAGGUUGCGGUGGGAGCGGCGGCCGACUGAAGUGCGCUAGAAUGGAUUUAGGGGAUGGGAAUGAAUUUGCCCUCACCCUAACCCUCUCCCAGGGGGAGAGGGGACUUUCACCCCUUUAAAACCUUCCGCCAUCAAAGGGGAAAGGGACAGACUAAAAAGGUAGUGGACUGGAGGAUGUGUUCCGUUGACAACAGCAAGGAGGGCACGCUUAAGGCCGAGGCUGGCUGA